AUGAUUGAUAUUGCGGCUCGGGGGCUUUGCGGGGUCGAAAAACUUCCAACAGACAAGAAUACAAAAGUCGAUGAUGUCAAUGUACCAAGACUGGAGUUGGGAUGCUUGCCAAGAUACGACAUGUCUAAAGACAUCGGUAUUUGA
This is a messenger RNA of Botrytis fragariae, 144 nucleotides long. RefSeq lists its product as uncharacterized. The record is from RefSeq and is a predicted model, not a curated record. NCBI's taxonomy places the organism in Eukaryota, Fungi, Ascomycota, Leotiomycetes, Helotiales, Sclerotiniaceae. The coding region runs from base 1 to 144 and encodes 47 amino acids. The transcript has a single exon.